AUGUCAUUGAUUGGCAAACUGCAUAGGAGAGUAAUUGAUCUGGGCUUGGUACCCAAAAUUGUGGCUGCUUUGCCGCUUCUUUCAAUGCUUUUCGCAGUAGUGAGCGUUGGUUGGUUGGCGUUGUUGCCCUUGGAGGGCCGUUACAGACGAACUUAUAUAUCUGAGAAUGCAUUACUACCCUCUCAGGCUUAUAGUUAUUUCCGAGAAACUGAAUGGAAUACUUUGAGGGGAUACCGUACUCAGAUUGAGAGGCUGGCGAACAGUACAAGCCGCGAGAGGAACGAAGAAGUUGCCGGCUGGUUACGUGAAUUUGGAGUUAAAACGGCUAUCUACCAGGAUGAGAAACAUGGGGAUACACUUUAUGGUGUACUACAUGCCCAGAGAGGAGAUGGAACAGAGGCAGUAAUCCUUGCUGCUCCCUGGACGAACGCGGACGGGAUGGUCAAUCUUAGUGGGGUCUCAAUUGGAAUUGCAUUGACCAGAUUCUUCUCUCGUUGGCCUGUUUGGUCUAAAAACAUUAUCGUUGUGUUAAGCGAGAAUCCCAAGGGAUCUAUGCGGUCCUGGGUCGAAGCAUACCACACAUCUCUAGAUUUGACUGGCGGUUCAAUUGAAGCGGCAGUAGUGUUGGAUUAUCCCGGAGUGAAUGAUUACUUUGAUCAUGUUGAGAUUCACUACGAUGGGUUGAAUGGGGAAGAACCCAAUCUGGAUCUAGUCAACAUAGCAAUAUCCAUUACUGAGCAUGAAGGAAUGAAAGUUUCACUACAUGGUGUUUCAUGCGACAAGAUAUCUGAUAACGAUUUCUGGUCGAGACUUCUGAUUAUGUUGACCGGCAUCAAGAAUGCUGCUUUGUCCGGAUUGCGUAAAGUUAAUGGUAACGAGGCCUUUAGUGGAUGGAGAAUACAGGCGGUGACACUCAAAGCGCACGGAACAGAAGGUAGACACGAUGUAACAACGUUUGGCCGUAUUCCAGAAGCUAUGUUCAGAUCUAUUAACAAUUUACUUGAAAAAUUCCAUCAAUCGUUUUUCUUUUACAUUUUAUUGGCUCCAAGAUACUUCGUCUCGAUAAGUAGCUAUUUGCCCUGCGCGGUGACACUUUCCAUCUCUUUUGCACUAGCAUCAUUAGAUGCUAUGAUCAACAACAAUUAUAAAAAGCUUCCCUUGUCGUCAACUUACAAUUUAUUGUCAUUAUCAAUGUGGUGCAUAAGUUUGCUAGGAUGCUUUGGAAUAGCUCAGUUGUUCCUAAGGUUUGAUGCACCUACUAUUUUGAUUUCAUUCAGUGCAUUGAUAUCAUUUUUGCCAUUACUACUCAAAAAGAAGAUAGCAGAACCACUCGCGUACAGGUUAAAAUCGGUUGCUUUCUUAUUUUUCAGCUUAGUUCUCACAUCCUUACUAAUGGUGAACUUCUUCCUGGCUUUCGCGAUGGGUCUUACCGCCUUCCCCAUGACAUUAGUGAGAACAUCCUCCUUAAACAACUACAGCCUACGCAUCAAAUUGAAAAAUAGCAUACUGCUACUACUGUCCAACCCCUUCAUUGCCUCAUAUAUCUUUUGCCAAUGCUUUGAACCAGACUUACCAGGGUUUACUGUAUUCACAGAGUUUGCAACUGCCUGGAAAGAGCUAGGUUGUUGGACCUGGUUUGUUAUUUGCAUCGGGUGGCUUCCAAGUUGGUUAAUGGUAGCCCUAUCAACACUAAACACACAACCAGCACAAUUAGACGACCGAAAGAAGAAGUUUCAGUGA
Molecule: messenger RNA, 1740 nt
Organism: Torulaspora delbrueckii
Lineage: Eukaryota; Fungi; Ascomycota; Saccharomycetes; Saccharomycetales; Saccharomycetaceae
Gene: GAA1
Product: GPI-anchor transamidase subunit GAA1
Exons: 1
Coding region: 1-1740 (579 amino acids)
Biological process (GO): attachment of GPI anchor to protein
Cellular component (GO): GPI-anchor transamidase complex; membrane
Source: RefSeq, a predicted model, not a curated record